Procambarus clarkii (red swamp crayfish) is the source of this 2019-nucleotide messenger RNA. The record is from RefSeq and is a predicted model, not a curated record. Lineage: Eukaryota; Metazoa; Arthropoda; Malacostraca; Decapoda; Cambaridae.
AUGCCUGCCCUCUCAACCAAUGGGGAUGCCUGCCCUCUCAACCAAUGGGGAUGCCUGCCCUCUCAACCAAUGGGGAUGCCUGCCCUCUCAACCAAUGGGGAUGCCUGCCCUCUCAACCAAUGGGGAUGCCUGCCCUCUCAACCAAUGGGGAUGCCUGCCCUCUCAACCAAUGGGGAUGCCUGCCCUCUCAACCAAUGGGGAUGCCUGCCCUCUCAACCAAUGGGGAUGCCUGCCCUCUCAACCAAUGGGGAUGCCUGCCCUCUCAACCAAUGGGGAUGCCUGCCCUCUCAACCAAUGGGGAUGCCUGCCCUCUCAACCAAUGGGGAUGCCUGCCCUCUCAACCAAUGGGGAUGCCUGCCCUCUCAACCAAUGGGGAUGCCUGCCCUCUCAACCAAUGGGGAUGCCUGCCCUCUCAACCAAUGGGGAUGCCUGCCCUCUCAACCAAUGGGGAUGCCUGCCCUCUCAACCAAUGGGGAUGCCUGCCCUCUCAACCAAGGGAGAUGCCUGCCCUCUCAACCAAGGGAGAUGCCUGCCCUCUCAACCAAUGGAGAUGCCUGCCCUCUCAACCAAUGGGGAUGCCUGCCCUCUCAACCAAUGGAGAUGCCUGCCCUCUCAACCAAUGGGGAUGCCUGCCCUCUCAACCAAUGGGGAUGCCUGCCCUCUCAACCAAUGGGGAUGCCUGCCCUCUCAACCAAUGGGCCUGCCCUCUCAACCAAUGAUGCCUGCCCUCUCAACCAAUGGGGAUGCCUGCCCUCUCAACCAAUGGGGAUGCCUGCCCUCUCAACCAAUGGGGAUGCCUGCCCUCUCAACCAAUGGGGAUGCCUGCCCUCUCAACCAAUGGGGAUGCCUGCCCUCUCAACCAAUGGGGAUGCCUGCCCUCUCAACCAAUGGGGAUGCCUGCCCUCUCAACCAAUGGGGAUGCCUGACCUCUCAACCCUUGGGGAGGCCUGCCCUCUCAACCAAUGGAGAUGCCUGCCCUCUCAACCAAUGGAGAUGCCUGCCCUCUCAACCAAUGGGGAUGCCUGCCCUCUCAACCAAUGGGGAUGCCUGCCCUCUCAACCAAUGGGGAUGCCUGCCCUCUCAACCAAUGGGGAUGCCUGCCCUCUCAACCAAUGGAGAUGCCUGCCCUCUCAACCAAUGGAGAUGCCUGCCCUCUCAACCAAUGGAGAUGCCUGCCCUCUCAACCAAUGGGGAUGCCUGCCCUCUCAACCAAUGGGGAUGCCUGCCCUCUCAACCAAUGGGGAUGCCUGCCCUCUCAACCAAUGGGGAUGCCUGCCCUCUCAACCAAUGGGGAUGCCUGCCCUCUCAACCAAUGGAGAUGCCUGCCCUCUCAACCAAUGGAGAUGCCUGCCCUCUCAACCAAUGGAGAUGCCUGCCCUCUCAACCAAUGGGGAUGCCUGCCCUCUCAACCAAUGGGGAUGCCUGCCCUCUCAACCAAUGGGGAUGCCUGCCCUCUCAACCAAUGGAGAUGCCUGCCCUCUCAACCAAUGGGGAUGCCUACCCUCUCAACCAAUGGGGAUGCCUGCCCUCUCAACCAAUGGAGAUGCCUGCCCUCUCAACCAAUGGAGAUGCCUGCCCUCUCAACCAAUGGAGAUGCCUGCCCUCUCAACCAAUGGAGAUGCCUGCCCUCUCAACCAAUGGGGAUGCCUGCCCUCUCAACCAAUGGAGAUGCCUGCCCUCUCAACCAAUGGGGAUGCCUGCCCUCUCAACCAAUGGAGAUGCCUGCCCUCUCAACCAAUGGAGAUGCCUGCCCUCUCAACCAAUGGGGAUGCCUGCCCUCUCAACCAAUGGAGAUGCCUGCCCUCUCAACCAAUGGAGAUGCCUGCCCUCUCAACCAAUGGGGAUGCCUGCCCUCUCAACCAAUGGAGAUGCCUGCCCUCUCAACCAAUGGGGAUGCCUGCCCUCUCAACCAAUGGGGAUGCCUGCCCUCUCAACCAAUGGAGAUGCCUGCCUUCUCAACCAAACUUACACGUCAAUGUUUCAACCCAUCCUCCAGCCCAGUGUCAAAUACUGACUUGA